Protopolystoma xenopodis is the source of this 339-nucleotide messenger RNA. The record is from the annotation of a GenBank genome assembly. NCBI's taxonomy places the organism in Eukaryota, Metazoa, Platyhelminthes, Monogenea, Polystomatidea, Polystomatidae.
AUGCGAUUUACGGGAGGCCUGACUUGUUCUCUGGGCUUGCUCUCCCGACGUGCAGAAUCUGUCCAGGCUCUUUUGGAUACGCGUCGCAAGCGGCGCCUGGCCGACAUAUUCAGUGACAACCCUAGUGACUGCGAUAAGAAUAAUGAGCAGUCUUUAGAGCCCCAAGCCGAAAAACGACGCCGCUUUGAGACCACUGCCAAGGAAGACUCGCCUGUGCAGACUUUUCGCGAGUGGGGACAGGCAGCGAUCACGGUACCUGGGCUUGCUCACCUUCUGGGAAGCUUGGAGGAGGGUAUUUGGGCUAGUUUUUUGGCCACAGAAGUAAGCUAUUCAGUAUAG